CACAAACCACACGGCUAAAACCUUCGAAAUAGGAAAAAGAAAAAAAAGGAACUUUAUCCGGUCGGUCGCAACUCGCAAGUGCCACCGGAAACUGGGGGAAUGAGUUACGCAAUCGCUACUCCGUUGCCUGUCAAUCUUAACUCCUAUCAUUCUUGUCACAGUUCUCCGAUUUCAGGUGGGGAAGUUUUGGAAGUUCCAACACAUUCUAUUUCUAACUAUAAAUGGCGGCUUCUUAUAGCUUAUGAUGGUACCAAUUAUGCUGGGUGGCAAUAUCAAGCAUCACCACCAACAGUACAGUGUGCCAUAGAAAAAGCAUUAAUUAAAAUCACACAUUUAGACCGAAAGGAGCUCAGUGUAGUAGGUGCCGGCAGGACAGAUACAGGAGUCCAUGCUUGGGGCCAGGUUGCACAUUUUUUCACACCUUUCAACUAUGAUUCGUUGGAUGAAGUUCAUGCGGCAUUUAAUGGUCUUCUCCCAUCUGACAUUCGUGUACGGGAGGUGAGCCCUGCAUCGCCACAGUUCCAUGCUCGUUUUUCUGCAAAGGGAAAGAUAUAUCGUUACAGCAUUUAUAACAGCAGCUUCAUGGAUCCAUUUCUGCGUUAUCAUGUAUAUCAUAGUACAUAUAAGCUGAAUGCAGCUGUCAUGGCAGAGGCUGCCAGAUAUUUCACCGGAAAGCACGACUUUACAGCCUUUGCUAAUGCAAUACGUAAUGAUAGAGUACGGGAUCCUAUCAAAACUAUAUCCCGAUUCGAUGUCACUGAAAGGGGACCUCUUUUGGAGCUAGAAGUUGAAGGGUCCGGUUUCUUGUACAGACAAGUUCGAAACAUGGUUGCAUUAUUGCUUCAAAUUGGAAGGGAAGCGAUUCCGCCUGAUAUAGUCCCAGAGAUUUUGGAAACAAGAAAUCGUAGAGAAUUGGCGAAAUACACCAAGUCUACACCACCUCACGGACUGAGUCUAGUAUCAGUGAAGUAUAAUGAAGAUCAUCUGAAACUUCCAUCUGGUUGUCCUCCAGUAAGUUUGGGUAGGUAUCAUACUAUUAGAACAUGUAAACUUCCUUUCUAUUAGCACAUUUGUUGCAAGUGAACAGUUUCAUUCUUUUUAGCCUGUAGUUAUGGAAUAUUGAGGUUUAGGUGAAAAAUAACCCUGUUUUUUUGUCCAAUUUUCUACCAAUUCCAAAGAAGUUUUUGUGUGAA
Messenger RNA from Beta vulgaris subsp. vulgaris (sugar beet), 1193 nucleotides. RefSeq lists its product as uncharacterized. Gene Ontology annotation, biological process: tRNA pseudouridine synthesis. NCBI's taxonomy places the organism in Eukaryota, Viridiplantae, Streptophyta, Magnoliopsida, Caryophyllales, Amaranthaceae. The record is from RefSeq and is a predicted model, not a curated record. The transcript has 6 exons. Gene Ontology annotation, molecular function: pseudouridine synthase activity; RNA binding. The coding region runs from base 100 to 1065 and encodes 321 amino acids.